This is a messenger RNA of Homalodisca vitripennis (glassy-winged sharpshooter), 806 nucleotides long. RefSeq lists its product as uncharacterized. Bases 11 to 712 code for a protein of 233 amino acids. NCBI's taxonomy places the organism in Eukaryota, Metazoa, Arthropoda, Insecta, Hemiptera, Cicadellidae. The record is from RefSeq and is a predicted model, not a curated record. The transcript is spliced from 2 exons.
UCAAGUUAUCAUGGUGUCCGUGUUGGGUCUUUCGGUUCUCCUUGGCCUGUGGCUGAUGUUUCAGGCCGCGUGUGAGGACGCUUCCAGUACCACUGCGGGUGUAGUUGCCGAGGUGCAGGCUGCUGCCAAUCUCGACUUUAACUUUAUCAACGACGACCUGGAGGAGAUCCGCACUAAUUUCUUCCGCAGCUUGGAAGACGACAACAACCGGUCCGCCGCUAAUCUGAGCGUCGUUCUGGAUCAGCUCUACCUGCACGAUCUGCCGUCCAACACAACAGGGUACAACCUGUCGUGUCUCCAGGAGAUAAGGGAGGACCUCCAGGACACUUUACAGGACAUGAUAGUGGGAAUUGAGUCCUGCGGGAAUUUGUCGAAUGCUAUGGAACAAAUAGACUCCAGUAUAGUUCGGUACGAAGAGCUAAAGUCUAACGUGACCCAGAUCUCCAAGAAUUUGACCUCUCUCCUGGCCACAUGCUCCUCACAGUAUCCUGCACAGUCAUGGGACCUGGUGACCUGUGUCUUCCAACAGGUGGCUACGACCCACAGUCUGCUCGCUCCAUACUGGGCCGAGUUCCAGGAGCUGAACCGUGCUGCGGGGGCCGAGCUUCUGCUUCUCCACUUUGACACCUUCCGCUGCUACCAAGCGUCCCUCACCCUUCUGGGGUCCGUGAACCAGACCGUUCUCCAGGAAGUUGCGACCUGCAAGACAUAAACUCUGUGGCAUAUUACGGAUAUCCCAGACUUGAGUUCAAACUGAUAUGAUUUACAGACGUAUAACUUAAGAAUAAAACUGUUUACAAAUAAAA